Molecule: messenger RNA, 2608 nt
Organism: Scatophagus argus
Lineage: Eukaryota; Metazoa; Chordata; Actinopteri; Scatophagidae
Gene: cabp1b
Product: calcium binding protein 1b
Exons: 7
Coding region: 481-1605 (374 amino acids)
Molecular function (GO): calcium ion binding
Source: RefSeq, a predicted model, not a curated record
UUGUGAUGUACUGAAAGGUGUGUGUUUGAAUGUACGUGAAACUGGCUCGUAAGAGAGACGAUCAAACUGGAGUUCUGUAUAACAAAACAGAAACUCACUCUCAAUAGGGACGCUUCUUUAUGUGAGAAUCUGUACUGACGUGAUGUUAAUUAACUUUGCGCGUGACACGCGCCAGCGCAACACAGUGGUGUCAUUCAAACUUAGUGGAGCCCCCUGUGAAGCGUCAGACUGACCGUCUGGCUGCCAUAUCAGGCUGCACUUCACAUCUAUUAGCAAAUGCUCAGUCAGGUGGCUGCCACUUCAUCGCCGUGGACUCUGACAGCAACGGUCGCGCGUGUGGAUGUGGAUUAGAGAGCGCGUGGUCCGACUGGCUGAUGCUGAACACCUGCACGUGGCGGAGGACUGCCCUCUUUUCCUUUACUCGACCUCCAGCCUCCAGCAGCUCCACAACUUCUCCAGUGAAGCGAGGGAAAGCCGACCAUGAGCUCUUCUCUCCCCAAAAGCGAGUCCACCACGUCUCUGCUGAGAUCAUCCGGGCUCAGUCGCAGGUCCGGGCACGCGAAUAUCGGUCCACGCGAUCACCGCAGCCACCGCACUCGCCAUCAUCCCACUGGAGCUGGAGGCAGCGAUGAUGCAGGCUGGACGGAGGACUGCGAGACGAGCGCGCGGAGACCCCUCUGCCAACCAAGACAUGCCGACUCUCGAAAUUUGGGUGAUCACCGCGUGCAGAAAAGCCACUCACACCGGCACGCGAGCGCCUUGGAUGACGAUUACGCUCAGGAGGACGUUAGACACAGGACGAGUCGGCAUCAGAAAGAGCGCAGCAAGUCCACCAGAUCCAAACACUCUCAUCAUCACCACGACUCCUCUCGAGGUGAGCCGCCUCCUGCAGCGCAUCACCAGGGCGGCUCCCGGCAGGACAGGAGGACCUCUCCAACUCCAUCUUAUCCAAAAGAGCCGGACGACGCCGCUUUCUUUUUCGAGCCCAGAGAGAGAGUCAUCACCGGGUCAUCCUCCAGUCUCAGCUCUGACCCACCUGCGGCCAGCGCACCGGUCCAGCCCGCUGCCAGCCGCUCAUCCAAAAGACUGAGCGCAACCGAGUAUGACUCUAGUCUUCAUCCCAUUGUGAAGUCGGUCUUUGGGCAGGACCGAGAAUUGAGGCCAGAAGAAAUGGAUGAGCUGCGUGAGGCAUUCAAAGAGUUCGACAAAGACAAAGAUGGUUUUAUCGGCUGUAAAGACUUGGGUAACUGCAUGAGAACAAUGGGCUACAUGCCAACAGAGAUGGAGCUGAUUGAACUGAGCCAGCAAAUUAACAUGAACUUGGGAGGACAUGUUGACUUUGAGGACUUUGUUGAGCUCAUGGGGCCCAAACUUCUGGCUGAAACUGCUGACAUGAUAGGGGUUAAAGAGCUGAGGGAUGCAUUCAAGGAGUUUGACACUAAUGGUGAUGGCCAGAUAAGCACAGCAGAGCUUAGAGAAGCAAUGAAAAAACUUUUAGGACAACAGGUUGGACACAGAGACCUGGAGGACAUCCUUCGAGACAUUGACCUGAAUGGAGAUGGGCACGUAGACUUUGAAGAAUUUGUCCGAAUGAUGUCUCGGUGAGUUCUUGACAGGGAGACACGUUAAAACUACAACAUGGGGGGAAGAGGAGACACACCAACCCAGACUACUGAUGGAUCUUGAACUUCUGAACUGUCAUUGAACAAGAAAACAAAAACAUAUCAACUUUGCCCUGAAACUGCCAUGCUGAAGCACGAAGGCUGACGACUACAGCCAGGAGCAACACUGUUGAUUAUAUGCUGCUGCUGUUUCUUAGAGCAUAAACAAAACCAACAGCUGCAUUCUGACUUUUACAAAGUAUAUUUUAAAGAGCAUAUUUUCCUUUAGUAAUGACAACAUUUUAAUGCUGAUGUGGCUGUUGACUCAUGGGUGAUUGAAUAGUAGUGGGAGUAAUGUUGCUCAAACAAUAUACCAUGUUAACUGUAGCAAUUAAGAAGACAUUUUUGACCACAGCAGUAUGCCAGCAAACACCCAAACCAAUACAGCACAUUCUUUUUAUAAUGCUGAUGACUUCUUAAGCACAAAUACAAUAUGGCAAUACGGACAUACAUUUCAUGUGAUCCUGUCAAAGCUGUGUAUUUGUGUUUUGUGCAUACUGUCGUUUCUCUCCAUUCUAUACUGUAUAUUUAUUAUGUCAUGCCAUGGUUGAGGAAAGGCAAUAUUUGUUCUGUAAUUAUGUAUUAUGUAAUGUAGCACUGAUGCAGUUCUUCUGACUUUAACAACAUUAUGCCCAUCUUACUGUGAUACACAUGUAAUUUUUUGUGUGCAUAAGACUCCUUCAACAGCAAAAAUUCUCAAAGGAAAUCCUUUCUAGGUACAGUGAGUUGCUAAUUCCAACUACUAUGAUAGGCCUUUCUUUAAGUUACAUGUAUGUUUUACUAAUUCUGAAUAUUAUUCUGCAUGAAUACAUUCAGAGUUUGAUCAUCUGCAUCUUAACUCACGUUGGCAGAUGAUCAACAGAGCAUUAAAAUUAUACAUGAAAGAGAAAACAUGUUAAUGCUUUAAUUUUUAAUCGCAGAUUUAAUAAAAGUGUGUGUUUAUUGGG